This is a messenger RNA of Spirodela intermedia, 387 nucleotides long. NCBI's taxonomy places the organism in Eukaryota, Viridiplantae, Streptophyta, Magnoliopsida, Alismatales, Araceae. The record is from the annotation of a GenBank genome assembly.
AUGGCGACGAGCUGCGUGAAACUCUCGAGGCGCAUCUGUGUGAUCGGGGUGCCAGCAGGCAGUAGAGGGUUUGCGGCGGGCGGCGCCAAAGCGAAGAAGGGCUCCAAGGGAGCGGGCGACGCGCCGAAGGCCUCCACCAUCUCCAACGAAGUGAAGGCCUCCACGGUGGUCGGGGCCAACAUUCUCAAAGACGGGGUCGACCCCAAGGUCAUGCCGGAUGCGGACUACCCCGACUGGCUGUGGCGCCUCCUCGACAAGCGCCCCCCCCUGAGCGAGCUCCAGCGGAGGAAGCCUGAAACCCUCUCCUACAACGAGCUCCAGCGCCUCACCAAGCUCGACAACCGCGCCAGAAUCAAGGAGAACAACGCUGUCAGGGCCAAGAACUGA